AUGGAGAAGAAGCGCGAACUUACGGGUAAGAGGCUCGAAGGAGUCUUCAAGAGAAUGGCAGCGGAAGUGAUUUAUAGAUAUUGGGAAAGGAAUGAUGUUAAGGGGGUUAUUGGUGCAAUGGAGAAAAUGGCUGAUCAUGCUGCUCGUACACUAAAUGGGUUUGGGCAAUCAAGUGAGAGAAGUAGUGGGAACGAUAUGGUGGGGUGUUUCUCCUUAAGUGACGUUUGGCAGUUUUAUGUUGAGAAGAGUUUCUAUGGGGCUUCUGUACCAAUACUGUUGAAUAAUGGUGAAAGUGUUGUACAAUACUAUGCACCUUCCCUAUCAGCUAUCCAGAUAUAUACUACAAAACCUUGUGAAUCUAUCUCAGUGAGUGUGAGCAAUCAUAAUUCAUCAACUAGGACUUCACAACAUACCAUACUGCUAGUUGAUCAUCAUGAGGGACCAUCCAAAAUAAUGGAAAGCCUUGGUCAUCUCUACUUUCAGUUCAACGAGACAUUCAGUCCUUAUGAUAGACUUCCGCUGACUACAAAGAUAAAUGAAUUAGCUGAGGCUCAUCCUGGCUUGACGACAUUCAACAGCAUGGAUCUCUCUCCUUAUAGUUGGAUAGCCGUUGCUUGGUGUAACUUCAGCAGGGGCACCAUAAUUGAUCGGUAG
This is a messenger RNA of Quercus robur (English oak), 654 nucleotides long. RefSeq lists its product as uncharacterized. The record is from RefSeq and is a predicted model, not a curated record. The transcript has 5 exons. Bases 1 to 654 code for a protein of 217 amino acids. NCBI's taxonomy places the organism in Eukaryota, Viridiplantae, Streptophyta, Magnoliopsida, Fagales, Fagaceae.